AUAUCUCCUCCAAAAAAGAGUAUAGACUGCAAAAUCAGUUGCCGUCUAAACCAUGAUCACUCAAAACCUCAUCUUCCUCACUACUUCAUCUCUCUUCAUUCUCUCACUACUCCAUAAUUUGUUUCAAACCGGUGAAGCAAACUGCACCCCAUCUGCCUGCGGCAUUAUUCGCCACAUCAGCUCCCCUUUCCGCCUCAAGGGCGAUCCAAAGAAGUGCGGUGAUGGCAGAUUUGAGUUAGCCUGCGAAAACAAUGUGACCUCCAUCUCUCUCAACUCUCACAAAUACUAUGUCAAAGCCAUCAACUACGACAACUCCACCAUCAGGCUGGCCGAUGCUUCCAUAAACAAUGACGACCUCUGCUCUUUUCCCACCCUUUCUAUAGAUGCUUACAAUUUUACCUACGAAAAUCCUCAUCGUAUUCCUAAUUACGAAAUUCCGAGUUAUUCUAGUUAUCCAUAUGAUGAUAAACCCUUGCCUAUUAAUUUUAUAAGCUGCCCAAAUCCCUUGACCAAUUCUUCCCUUUUUACUGAUAUCACUACUCAUUGUGCCUCUAACUCAUCCAAUCCCAGAUAUGCUUAUAUCAAGGUCGGCCACAUGAAAUUCUCAAAGUUACCACAUUUGUGCGAAUUAGAAGUGAUAGUGAUGACAUCGUGGCAUUUUAAGGAUUUGAACAACAUUUCGCUUUCAGAAAUCCACCAUUCUCUCUUGUAUGGAUUUGAACUCAUCUGUGGCUCGUAUGCAACAUAUAUGUCGGUUAUAGGCUUCUUCUUUGAUUUUCUCUUAAUUCUUGCUGUCAUUGUAGGUCUGUUAUGUGCAGUGGCAAGCCCUCCUGUAUUCGCCAUCUUUGGAUUCGCGGCUCUAACACUACUCAGUAUACUCAUAUUUAGAAUUAUCGGUGUAUUCAGCAUAAUAUUUCCCAGUUUCAUCAUCUUGGCGCCAAGGCUUAUUAUGUUUCCAUUGGUGUUGUGGCUUUUGAUCAAGAAAUUUCGGAGAAGGCAUUUGUCUAUAUAUAACAGAAUAGAAAGCUUCUUACGAAGUGACAACAAGCUCUUACCAAUUAGAUAUUCAUAUUCUGACAUUAGGAAAAUGACCAGAGGUUUUCACGAUAAACUUGGUGAUGGUGGCUAUGGUUCUGUUUACAAAGGAAAGCUCCGAAGCGGCCAUGACGUAGCAGUCAAAUUGCUCGGCAAAUCCGGAGGAAAUGGGCAAGACUUUAUGAAUGAAAUUGCUACUAUUGGAAGGAUACAUCAUGUGAAUGUGGUGAACCUUGUUGGAUAUUGUGCACAUGGUUCCAAGCGUGCCCUUGUCUAUGAUUUCAUGCCCAACGGUUCCCUUGAAAAGUACAUCUUCAAUCGAGAUAAAAUAACUUCCUUAAAUUGGGAUAGGAAGUUUGAGAUUGCAGUUGGAGUUGCUCGCGGGAUUGAGUACUUGCAUCGAGGGUGUGAUGUUCAGAUCCUCCAUUUCGACAUCAAGCCUCAUAAUAUACUUCUUGAUGAUAGCUUCAUUCCAAAAAUAUCUGAUUUUGGACUAGCGAAAUUUUGCUCUAUAGAUAAGAAGGCAGUGACCAUGACAGCUGCAAGAGGAACCAUUGGCUAUGUUGCUCCUGAACUCAUCAGUAGAAGUAUCGGUGCAGUCUCUUACAAGGCUGAUGUAUAUAGUUUCGGGAUGCUGCUUAUGGAAAUGGCGGGAUUAAACAGAGACUUGAGCGGUAACAAUGGUGGUUCCAGUCAGCAUUUUCCAUACUGGAUCUAUGACAGCUUUGAGCAGGGUAAGAAUAUUGAAAUCGUGAAAUUAACAGAUGAAAACGAUGAUAAUGAUGUUACGAGAAAACUUGUUCGGAAGAUGGCAAUAGUUGCAUUAUGGUGCAUACAGAUGAGUCCAAACGAUCGUCCAUCAAUGAAUAAAGUGCUGGAAAUGUUGGAAGCUGAUGUUGAACGUCUACACAUUCCUGUCCAUCCGUCACAAUCUACCUAUGUUGCAGUGAAUGUGGAUCAAACCGAAAUUACAUCUUCGACUGAUUCUGUAUCAUUGCAACAUCAUGAUUAUGCUUCGACCAGUGUUGAGAUUGCUCAAGAGUUGCAGAGUUUGCCAUAGUGGAAAAUGGCAUUAUUGAUAUUGUUGUGUGUUUCCUUUGACAAUAUGCACUAAUUUUCGCAGUUUAAGAAGUUUUCCCCUGUUAUGAUGUUGAUUUAGGACUUACGGUGUUUAUAAGUUUUAGUAUUGUUGGUGUUGUGGGGAAAUAUAAUAAUAACGCAACUCAUAUAAGUUAUAUCAA
Salvia miltiorrhiza (redroot sage) is the source of this 2276-nucleotide messenger RNA. Its product is annotated as probable receptor-like protein kinase At5g20050. The transcript is spliced from 5 exons. Bases 53 to 2095 code for a protein of 680 amino acids. The record is from RefSeq and is a predicted model, not a curated record. Gene Ontology annotation, biological process: protein phosphorylation. Gene Ontology annotation, molecular function: polysaccharide binding; protein kinase activity; ATP binding. NCBI's taxonomy places the organism in Eukaryota, Viridiplantae, Streptophyta, Magnoliopsida, Lamiales, Lamiaceae.